UACUCAUCCCGCAGAGGUGAUCCCGGGCGCGAGGGCGGGCGCAAGGCGUCCGGAGAACCCAGUAAUCCGAGAAUGCAACAUCAGCCCUUCCCACCAGGCACUUCCUUCCUUUUCCCGAACGUCCAGGGAGGAGGGCCGUGCAUUUAUAAACUCGCGGCCGCGGCCGAGCGGCAUGUCAGAAGCUGCCUCGCAGGGGCCGCGAGCCAGGGUCAGAAGCGCCUGGACUGUGACCGAGACGCCCCCAAGCCCCUCCACCCCGGUCAGGUGCCGCCCGCCCGCCCCGUCGCCGCGCCCGCUCUCUCUCCGGAGCGGGCACGAACAUCCCUGGACAGCAUGCUGGGGGUUCUGCUCCUGGGCAUGCUGGCUCCGGCUGGCUUGGGGAUCUCGGGCCCAGUGGAGCCGCAGCCCACUGGCAGCCAGUGCGUCGAGCACGAGUGCUUCGCGCUCUUCCGGGGCCCCGCGACAUUCCUUGCGGCUAGCAGGGCCUGCGAGCGGCUCGGUGGACACCUGAUGACCGUGCGGUCGUCGGUGGCUGCGGAUGUCAUCUCCCUUCUGUUGAGCGGGGACAGCAGCGUCGGUCCGCGCCUCUGGAUCGGGUUGCAGCUUCCGCCGGGUUGUGGCGACCCUGGGCCUGUCGGGCCUCUGCGCGGCUUCCAGUGGGUGACGGGCGACAACCGCACCAGCUACAGCAGGUGGGCGCGGCUCGACGGCGGCGCGGCGCCGCUCUGCGGCCCGCUGUGCACCACGGUCUCGGCUGCCACGGACGCUGCGCCUGGCGAGCCCGCCUGGGAGGAGCAGCAGUGCGAGGCGGAGGCCCACGGCUUCCUCUGCGAGUUCCACUUCGCGGCCUCCUGCAAGCCGCUGGUGGUGGACGCCCGCGCCCCGGAGGCUGCCCACAUCUCCAGCACCUACAGCACCCCGUUCGGGGUCCGAGACACGGACUUCCAGGCGCUGCCGGUGGGCAGCUCUGCCUCCGUAGCGCCCCUAGGCUUGGAGCUGGAGUGCACCGCGCCGUCCGGAGCCGCCGAAGGGCGCUGGACGCGGGAGGCCACCGGCGCUUGGGACUGCAGCAUCGAGAACGGUGGCUGUGCCUUCUCGUGCAACCGGAGCGCGGGCGCGCCCAGCUGCCUCUGCCCGGGCGACGCCGCCCUGCUGGCCGACGGACGCUCCUGCGGCGCGCCGCCGGUGGUGCAGCCGUGCGACAACCUUUGCGAGCAUUACUGCAUCAGCAACCCCGACGUGCCCGGCUCCUACUCCUGCAUGUGCGAGACCGGCUACCAACUGGCGGCCGACCAGCACAGCUGCGAGGACGUGGACGACUGCCUGCAGUCGCCCAGUCCGUGCCCACAGCGCUGCGUCAACACCAAGGGUGGCUUUGAUUGUCCCUGCUACGAAGGCUACGAGCUGGUGGAUGGCGAGUGCGUGGAGCUCGUGGACCCGUGCUUCGGGACCAACUGUGAGUACCAGUGUCAGCCCGUGAGCCCCACCGAGUACCGCUGCAUUUGCUCUGAGGGCUUCGCCCCCAUCCCGGAGGAGCCGCACAGGUGCCAGAUGUUCUGCAACGAGAGCGCGUGCCCCGCGGACUGCGACCCCAACAACCCAAACUACUGCGAGUGCCCCGAGGGCUUCAUCCUGGACGAUGGCACCACAUGCGUCGACAUAGACGAGUGUGACAACGACUACUGCCCCGGUGAGUGUCGGAACCUCCCCGGCUCCUACGAGUGCAUCUGUGGGCCCGACACCCCUCUUGCGGGCCACGUGGGCAAAGACUGUCACCCUGCUGUUGUGCAUGGUGGCGACGACGAUGGUGGCUCUGGAGAGCCCCCCGCCAGCCCGACACCUGGCUCCACGACGAGUCCUCCCGCCGCCGGGCCAGUGCACUCGGGUGUGCUCAUUGGCACCUCUAUCGCUAGCCUGUCCCUGGUGGUGGCGCUUUUGGCGCUCCUCUGUCACCUGCGCAAGAAGCAGGGCGCUCAGAGGGCCGAACUGGAGUACAAGUGCGCGUCACCCGCCAAGGAGGUGGUGCUGCAGCGCGUGAGGACCGACCGGACGCUGCAGAGACUCUGAGGGUCCUGCGUCCCUCCCCCGGGGCCCAGGGCUGGCAGGCCUGUCCUCCCACGGCGCCUCGCCCCGCUCUCGGGCGGGAGGGGGACCCCAGCUGUACUCUGGCUGCUCGAAGCACCCUAGCUGGCACGACACCCCUCUGUAGCCACAAGAAGGCGAGCCAGGAGGACGGGAAAGACUCUCAAGUUGCCACUGGCAAAUUUAUCCAGAAGACAAACUGCCGAGGGGGGCCCUCGGGGCCUCUGGUGCAUGAUGGGUGGGAGCUACCGCUCUGUAGCCUGGGGUCUAAUUCCACUCCUUGAGCUAGCGAUGACCAAGAUAUUUAUUUGUUAAGUAUUUAGGCUUUUCCUUCCCUUUGGUUUUUCCCUUUUUUGUCUCCAAUUAUUCCUUCCUCUCUUUCCCCAUCCCCUUCUCUGCACUUUCUCUCCAUUUACUCCUCCUCCUUCCUCCCGUAUCUGCUUCUACUUGGCUAAUCUUAGCUUUCUAUCCAGACCGAACUCCUAUGUGAGGGAGAAACAAAAACACUAAAAGCAGAUCAGUUUCUUUUUCGCUGGCUUUGCUAAUAUAAUCUAAAAUUUCAGGUUUCCAGAGCAAAAUAAUUUUAACAAAGGUUAAAAUGUGACAGAUGAUCCUUAAUUAAUGUUGCCAGAAUGUCACAGAAAUUAAACCCAAGGAGUACCUUUUUAAUCUUUAUUUUUGAAACAGUGAGCCUUGGUUUUAUUAUUGUGGCUGUUGGGUUUGACUUGGACUGAAGAAUGGUAGUUACUGUUCAGCUUUUAUACAGCUUUCUCCAUCAUUAUUAAGUUUUGGCAGCGUUGAAAAUGUUCAGCUUGCUCUACUAGACAUCGCCAUGAGGUGAUGUUGUCAUCUACAAACAUGUUGGGCAGUAUUCAUAGCUAUCCUGGGACACAUGUGGCCUGUAGUUUGGAUAUGGUUGUGACUGACAGAGAAGCACCUCCCAGGAGACAUCUUAAGAAAGUUUUAAGCUGACCCUCAACUGCUCUUGUCACUUGUAGUCCAACAUAAAAGCAGCUCUAUUGCUUAAGGGGACAGAGGACCUUGGGAAUGGAGCCUGGAGAAUGCCCAAUUAGGGCCUGGUCUUAAUGAGACUCUUGGAAAAAUGUCUCCCACUCAGAGGGACCUUCUAGCCCUGGCCAUUGGAAUGUGGCCUUUGCAGAAGAAUUAGGAGCUUCCAUGGGAGCUGGCUAGAACUGCAAAGCCCCAGGCUCCACCCCACCUACUUCACGAGAACUUGCAUUUUAACAACAUCCACAGGGACAUGGUUCAGUCAUUUGAGGACAAUUGUUCUAGACAGUUUCCAACUUUCUGGAGAACAUUAAAGAUGGGUCAAUAAUAAGUAGCAGGCCAAGUAAGGCCCUUUAUUCUCAAGAAACUGAGGAACUUCCACCGCAUAGCUUUGCUUUCUGAUUUAAAAAGAUAAAAUGACUAGGUACACACCUCUAGAGAUUGCCACACAGGCUUCGGAAGGUUUUUCGUUCAACUAAGCUAGGAAUGAAAUGAAGCCAUGAGUCAGUGUAGAGAGCAGAUGUAUCAUAUGUGUAUCUUUUGUAAGGAAAGCGUUUCCUUUACUGUUUUGUAAACUCAGCAUAUUUGUACAUAGUUAUUUAUUUAUUGGAGUUCAGCUAGAACACAGGCAAAACUCUUGCUUAUGAUGUCACGUGUACAAAUAAACAGACUACAAUGUG
Messenger RNA from Jaculus jaculus (lesser Egyptian jerboa), 3770 nucleotides. It is a transcript of the gene Thbd, whose product is annotated as thrombomodulin. The transcript has a single exon. The coding region runs from base 73 to 2067 and encodes 664 amino acids. The record is from RefSeq and is a predicted model, not a curated record. Gene Ontology annotation, cellular component: membrane. NCBI's taxonomy places the organism in Eukaryota, Metazoa, Chordata, Mammalia, Rodentia, Dipodidae. Gene Ontology annotation, molecular function: calcium ion binding; transmembrane signaling receptor activity.